This is a messenger RNA of Colletotrichum higginsianum IMI 349063, 1809 nucleotides long. Its product is annotated as CRAL/TRIO domain-containing protein. Bases 1 to 1809 code for a protein of 602 amino acids. The transcript has 4 exons. NCBI's taxonomy places the organism in Eukaryota, Fungi, Ascomycota, Sordariomycetes, Glomerellales, Glomerellaceae. The record is from RefSeq and is a predicted model, not a curated record.
AUGCCGGUCAGUUUGAAAUCGCAAACUUCGGCUUUGCCUCGACUUUUCACUCUCCCACAAAGGUCAACCCGUUCCAUCUUGAGGAGCCGUCUUGCCCAACUACCCUUGACUUCACAGACCGUACGGCAAUCCUUGGUCAGACCGAGCGUCCGGAGAUUCGGCUGCCCCUCCACGUCAAACUUCAGACGAUUUCACUCACCUGCUUCACGACAGUUGCCGGAUCCCUCCAACUCCAGGGCCUCACGUGUCUUGCUUCAAUCUCGAAUCGACUUUGUUAUCUACUCCUUCGCUGUCGCCUUCGUGUGUCUCUGCGGCGUGUUGUACCAACAGCCCGCUGACUCUAACGUCGCUGCUAUUGCCGGUACCGAGACUCGAUCGAAGACUCACUCAUCAGCCACCAUGGCAACGGAAACACCCCCUGGAAGACCGGGAAAUCUCACCCCGGAACAGGAGGAGAAGCUGCGCCAGCUAUGGAACCUGAUUCUGUCUUUGGGAGAUGAUCCAAACACCACUGCCGCAGAUAGCGCAUCUGCCAGCAUAGCCCCGAGCGAGACCUCGGCUGUCGAAAAGGGCGAGAAGCCCAAGAAGAAGCGAGUCUCACUCUUCGGUCGCAAGGACAAGAAAGAAGCUGGGUCGGCAAACUCUUCGGCUCCUGUCCAGACUACCGUCAAGGAAGAUGGUGAUGACAAGUAUGGCCAGACUAAGCAGUUUCAGGAGGCCUUAGCCAACCAAAGUCCCGAGGCUCUGCGCGCCACAAUUUGGGCCAUGGUCAAGCAUGACCACCCGGAUGCCCUUGCGCUGCGCUUUCUGAGAGCGCGCAAGUGGGAUGUUGAGAAGGCCUUUGUCAUGAUGAUCUCCACCAUGAACUGGAGGUUAACAGAGAUGAAGGUUGACGAGGAAAUCAUGAGGACUGGCGAGGCUGGUGCUUUGGAAGCUUCGAGGAGCUCGGAUGCCAACGUAAAGAAGCUCGGUGAGGAUUUCAUGGCUCAAGCCCGGUCAGGCAAGACCUUCAUUCACGGCCUCGACAAGGCAGGACGGCCAAUCUGCCAGGUCAGAGUACGAAUGCACAGGCAAGGAGAACAAUGCGAGGAGAGCCUCGAGAAGUACACUGUAUUCUUGAUUGAGACAGCACGGAUGGUGUUGGCGGCUCCCGUGGACACUGCUACGAUUGUCUUUGAUAUGACCGGCUUCUCCAUGGCAAACAUGGACUACACCCCCGUCAAGUUCAUGAUCAAGUGUUUCGAGGCCAACUACCCUGAAUCUCUUGGAACUGUCCUCGUUCACCGUGCUCCUUGGGUCUUUCAAGGAAUCUGGAAGAUUAUCAAGGGCUGGCUCGACCCGGUCGUCGCAGCCAAGGUUCACUUCACCAAUAACGUUAAGGAGAUGUCGGAGUUCAUUGAUCCGGGGCACAUUCUCAAGGAGCUCGACGGCCAGGAGGAUUGGGACUACAAGUAUGUGGAGCCGGUCGCCGGAGAGAACGACAAGAUGACGGACACUGCAACACGAGAUGCACUGGUGUCUGGCCGAGAAGAGCUCAUCCAUCAGUAUGAAGAAACGACCCUGCAAUGGAUCAAGGGAGCCGGAACGGACAAGGAGCCUGCCAUUAAGGCCCAGCGCGAGGAGCUUGCCCGCAAGCUGAGAGAUGACUACUGGAAGCUGGACCCGUACAUCCGCGCCAAGUGCUUCCUGGACCGGACUGGCGUCAUCCAGGAGGGUGGAAAGAUCGAUAUGUAUUCCAAGGGAGCCCCCAUGCUUCAAUCUACCAACGGCGCGCCCAAGGUCGAUACCUCGGCUGAUGAUGUAGACUAG